AUGGCUUUCUUUAUGAAAACUAUGAUCAGCAACCAGGUAAAGAACUUAGGAUUUGGUGGCGGGUCUGAAGAAAAAAAAGAAGAAGGAGGGACCUCUGAUCCUGCAGCAGCUCAAGGCAUGACUAGAGAGGAAUAUGAGGAGUACCAAAAGCAAAUGAUUGAGGAGAAGAUGGAAAGAGAUGCCGCAUUCACACAAAAAAAGGCAGAGAGGGCAUGCCUCAGAGUCCAUCUCAGAGAAAAGUACAGGCUCCCAAAGAGUGAAAUGGAUGAGAACCAAAUCCAGAUGGCUGGAGAUGACGUGGAUUUGCCCGAAGAUCUCCGGAAAAUGGUAGACGAAGACCAGGAGGAGGAAGAGGACAAGGAUUCUAUUCUCGGGCAGCUCCAGAAUCUCCAGAACAUGGACUUGGACACCAUAAAAGAGAAAGCCCAGGCCACCUUCACGGAAAUGAAGCAGACAGCAGAGCAGAAGUGUUCUGUGAUGUAA
Messenger RNA from Puma concolor (puma), 483 nucleotides. RefSeq names its product complexin 4 (gene CPLX4). The record is from RefSeq and is a predicted model, not a curated record. Gene Ontology annotation, cellular component: SNARE complex; terminal bouton. Lineage: Eukaryota; Metazoa; Chordata; Mammalia; Carnivora; Felidae. Gene Ontology annotation, biological process: synaptic vesicle exocytosis; neurotransmitter transport; regulation of neurotransmitter secretion. Gene Ontology annotation, molecular function: syntaxin binding.